CGAGGAGCCCCCCAGCCUAGGCACCGGCAAGGGCAAGCUCGCCGCGCCGCCGGGCCGCGCCGGCCGCCCACAGAGCGCGGUGCCGCGGCCGGGCAGCGGCGGGGCCCCUGGCGGCUGGGCUCCCGGGCAGCGCACCGCCGGCCUGGACAUCGCGGAGGCGCUGGGCGGGCAGCGCGCGGUGUCCCCCGCGCCGCUAAGCAGCUCGAAGCACAGGGACAAACACCUCAGCGCGUUAGGGCCUCCAGAGCACCACCGAAGCCGCUCGCCCGGGGAGCAGUCGCACUCGGGCAGCAAUCCGAGGCUCGGGCCGCUGGGCGACUCUCAGGCCACGAAGGAAAAGAAAGGUAAGAAGGACAAGAAGGAGAAGAAGGACAAGCGGCCCAUGCUGGAGCCCGAAGACCCCGGGGACAGCCUGGACGAGCUCUCCGGAGGGCGCUCGGUCCGUCCAGGGUCCGCCGUCCCCAAGCUCGGCCUGGACAUGCUCAACGGCGACAAGGACCUCAGCACGAGGAUGGCUUUGACAGGCGACGAACAGCAUGAUUUCAUGGCGGAGUUUCACGCCCGCGAUACUGUUUUGUUACAGUACGGCAACAUCGUGGACAAGGAGUUCGACGUGGCAGACAACCCCGGUGGCUUGAUUGCGCAGAGGAUCCAGCUCGGCCGCUACACGAAUCUCGGCACGCUCGAGGAAUCGGGCAGCAUGCCAGCAGAGAGCCAGCGCAAAUACGCGCAGGUGGCCCGCGGCGGCGGCGCCCCGCGGCAGCGGGGGGGCUCGCUCGCGCGGCGACCUGGCGGGUCGCUGGGCUGCCGUAGCAGCGGCGGGCUGGAUGGCGCCGCGACGCGUGACGCGGCGGAGGCGAGGGGGGUCGGGACCGCCAGUGCGGCGCCAACUGGGGCCGCCGCCGCGGCCAGCGUGGCCUGCGGCGGCGGCGCGCCGCCAUCCCAGCGGCGGGGGUGGAGCUCGCCCACGCAGCAGCCAGGCGGAGAGUUGGGCUGCAGUGGCGAUCGCGGCGGCCUGGCUGGCGCCGAGCAGCGCGACGUCGGCGAGGCCUGCGGCGGCAGCGCUGUGCGCGGCGGAGGCGGCGGCGGCGGCUGCAGCCGCCGGGGGCAGGACGCGCUCGGCGGCAAGGUCGCCUUCCUGCCAGCGGCCUGCCGCGCGGGGCGCCGGGCCUCCCGCAUGGCUGGGCCCUUCGCCGUGCGAGUCCUGGAGUGGGCGGGCGGCGUGGCGGGCGCCUACCUGUCGCGGUGCCCCGCUUGCCCCGCGGUGCCCGACUGCCACUGCGCGGCGUGCCCGCCUUGCCCGGCACUGGCUUCGUGCUCGUGCCCGCCGUGCCCGGCGUGCCCGAGCUGCCCGGGCGGGGCCGCCGCGCCGGCAGCGCCGGCCUGGCCCCCGCCGGAGAGCCAGAGCUGCCCCGCGCCGACGGAGGUCGAGCGCGCCGGCGCUCCGGCCUGGGGCGGGCUGGGGCCGGGGUGGUGGUUGGUGCUCGGCGUGGUGCUCGGGUGCCUUCUCGCCGUGCUCGGCCAGGGGGUGGUGCGCGGCGGGCUGAGCUGCGCCAAGCGGGAGUGGGCCUUCGUGCUGUACGCCGACGACGAGCACUUGUGGCACCAGAGGCUGAUUCUGGGGCUCGUGGGGUUGUCGGAUUUUAGUUACGUCGUCCUGACCCCAGACGGCGACGUCUACGCGGAGGACUACGGGGACGACAGCGUGGACGUGGCCGCCGUCCGCUUCUCCGGGGCGUGGGCCGCGGUGCCCGCUGGGGUGCCUCCUGGGCGGGUGUACCGCUUCAGGCAGCAGCCGACAGCUCAGGAGCGGGCGCGGGCGCUGGCUGACGCUCAGGCGGAGGCGCAGGCCGAGUGCCAGCGGAUCGCCGCCGCUCGAGGCGAUCCGAGGCUGCUGGCGAACCUCGUCUUCCUGCGGCCGCUGCCGGUGCCGGGCGGGGCUCCGGCCGCGCCUCGGGCUGCUCGCAUCGGGCCUCUGCAGGGGGCUGCGCCGGGCGCUGCCGCUGGGCCUCCUGUCGCCGAGUGGCGGGCGGCGAUGGCGGCCGGGCCCUACCGGUACGGCGACGUCGUGACUGACCACGCGAGGAGCGGGCUGGCCGUCGGCAAGCGGGACAUCCACGUACUCCCGGAUGGCGUCGGGAUCUUCGUCGAGCACGUGGACCCAACCGACGAGGCCGAGUUUUUCGAUCGGGCGGUGGCCACGGAUGCUCGGAUCACACCGAUCCGCCGCAACCGCCAGGACAAGCGGGAGCGGACCUGGGCGGAGAUGACGGCCGUCCUGAAGCAGGAGAGCUUCGGGGCCGACUGGCAGCUGCCGGGGCCGCGCUCGAGCUUGUGGUGCAUAGAGUUCAUCAACCAGGAGGGGAGCGGGCUGCUGGGCCACCACGAGCGUUUCAAGACGGCCUGCCGUCUCGACUGGAACUCGUGGGGGGUCUUCGAGCACUUCAACAUCUGCCAGGCCCUGACCCAGGGGCUGCUGGUGGACCAGCUGGACGGGAGCAACCUGAUCAUGGUCGAGUACCAGUUCCGGCGGCUCCAGACGAUAGAGUUCGGCCACUCCGAGCGGGCGAGGGAGGCGGAAUCGAAGAGCUACCAGGGGAAGAUGUCGUUGGAGGAGCAGCACGCGUUCGCUGGGACCACGAGGGCCUCGUCAACGCUCAUGAUCUGCCCGGACUUGCUGGACUACGUCCGCACCGAGGUGGAGCGGGAGGCGAAGCUGGCCAAGAACCUGAGCGCUGUUAGCCGGUCGGUGCGGCAGCGGGUUGGCGCGCGUGCUGCUGUGGAGCUGGACUGUGACCGAGCGGUGCGCAGCCUCAACGGGAUGUUCUCGCAUGCGCCUCAGCCGGCUCUUGGCCAGGGCGCGCCAGCCUGUGCUUUCGUCUCGCGCGCGCAGCGCGAGGCCAUCGACUUCGUCGAGGAGUCGGCGCGGGCCCUGGGAGCGCCGCCCCCGGGGCUCACCCCCGCAGAGGCUCUUCGGAAGCUUCGCGUGGCGAGCUGGUACGACGUGGACUCUGCCAAGCUCGGAUCCUACCGCCCCGACGCGAUCUCACUGCCCUCUGGCACGGUUCGGCCGAUUCCGCUGGAGACUCUGUGGGGGAGCGGCGGGAGUGACACCGUGAAGGAUUUUAUAUCACAGAAUUUGCUGUGCUCCGAGAGGGCGAAGCAGCGACUGCAGGGCGUGGGGCUGGAGCGGGCGUACUCUGACCCAGCCUUGCGGCGUCGGGGUGCGUAUGAGGAAUUCAUUCGUAUGUUGCAAGAGCGUGGCCUCGUCGACUUCGCCGAGUCUGGCAUCGAGUCCGUCGAGGCCUUCUUCGUGGAGAAGAAAGACCAGAGGCUGCGCAUGGUGAUAGACUGCCGGAGGGCCAACGCUUGGUUCGCUGAGCCGGCCGGAGUGAGCCUGUGCACGGGCGAUGCCCUUUCGAGGUUGGAGCUGGGCCUCAACGACGAGCUCCACAUCCAGGGUGCCGACCUCAGCGACGCCUUUUACCACAUGGGCUUGCCUGAGGAGCUGAGGGGGUACUUCUCCUUCCGACCCGUGCGCGCCUCGGCGGUUGGCAUCAAGCUCCUCGGCGGGAAGCCACUAGGCCGGGGCGCUCUUGUCACGCCGCGCCUGGCCGUGCUGCCGAUGGGGUGGAGCUGGGCGCUGUGGUGGUGCCAGCGGGUGCAUGAGCGCACCAGCGUCGAGGCCGGCGCCUGCCCCGAGCAGCGGAUCGUUGACCGCCGGCCGCCGCCGCCGAUGACGCCGGGCGCCCACCUAGAGUACGUCGACAACUUCAUCGCGAUCGGCACCGACUCCGAGUGGGUGGCGGCGCUCGUGCGGCGCGUGUCUGACGCGCUGCGCGCCCGCGGGCUCGAGGUGAAGGCCGAGGACCAUGCUGGCGAGCUGCCUGGUGAGUCGGAGGCGCUGGGGUGGUGCAUUGACCGAGGACGGUGCAUCGUGCGGCCCACGCGGGCCCGGCUGUGGCGUGCGCGCCUGGCUGUUCGAGGUGUGCUCGGCCGUGGCCGUCUUCGGGGACGCGACCUCGAGAAGCUCCUCGGGCAUCUGGUAUUUAUAUCUCUUAUCAAGCGCGAGGGCAUGUCUUUGUUCUGGAGCUGCUACGCCUUUGUCCGCAAGUGCUAUGACAAGGAGACCGGACUUUGGCCUGCUGUCCGGCGUGAGCUGGAGUACUGGGACGGCAUCGCGCCCCUCUUGUGGCGCAGCCUCCGUUCGCCUUGGACUGACGAGCUCAUCGUGGUCGACGCGAGCGAGUGGGGCAUCGGGGCUUGCGCUGCCCCUGCCCCCGCUUCGCUGGUGCAGAGGCUGGGCCACGUCUCCGAGCGCUGGAGGUGGCACCAUGGGCUGGCCGGCUCCGCGCCACGCCGGCACGCGGGGGCCGCGGCGGCCGCCGCCGCGCUGGCGGGCGAUCCCGCCGACGCUGCGCCGUGGAUGCUGGGAGCGGAGGCGGUCGCGGCCGCGGGCUUUCCUCCGCGGCAUGCCGGCGGCGACGGGCUGGGGGGGGAGGAUUCCGCCCUCCAUAGUCACAACCCCCAGACCCAGGCCGCCGGCGCAGCCGAGGGGGCCGCCGGGAGCGCGUUCGACGAGGUGCCGCCGGACGUGAUCAAGCUGCCCUGGCGCACCGUGGGGCGCCACCGCUGGCGCUGGCCGGAGGAGAGCAUGCCGGUCGCCGAGGCGAGGGCCGUGCUGCACGGGCUCCAGCAUCUCGUGAGAGCCUCGCGGCACCGUGGCCGGCGCGUCGUGGUGCUGGGCGACUCUUUGAGCGCGGCCGGGGCCGUGGAUCGUUUCAGGAGCAGUUCUUGCAAAAUGCUCCGAGUCACUCAGGCCAUCGCCGCCGUCACCCUUGUUACUGCCACCACCCUCCACUACCGCUGGCUGCCCUCAGAGUGGAAUGCAGCCGACAACCCCUCGAGGGGGCGUUUCUCCCCCUCGACCCCCCAGCCGCUGCUGCCUCGGGCCAAGGCUGGCGCGGCGGGGCCAGGCGCCGCUGGGCCGCCCGGGAAGCCUGCCGAUGUUGGCGCGGGCGCGGCCGCCCGCGGCGCCGCCGCGCGCCCAGACGGCCUCGGCGACGCUGACCCGGUCUACGUUCAGGCCUCCGGGGACGUCGAGGCGAGGGGCCCGCGGCGGCGUCCUGCCGCGGCGAGCCCGCCAGCGAGGAAGCGGCGUCGGGUGGCGGCGACUGCGGCGGCGGCGGCGCGCCGGCGCUCCGCGGCCGUGCAGCUGCCGGGCCUGAGCGUGCUGGAGACGGGAUCGAUCACGGCGGCGACGCGGGCGCAGUACGUGGAGGCUUUCGACGGCUUCCAGGCUUGGAUGGCAGAGCGGGGCGUGCAGCCCACGACGCUGGACGACUACGACGAGCAGCUGGUCCUCCGCCUGGACGAGCUCUACCUGGACGGCGAGGGGAUCGGGGCCGGGCAGAAGCUCUUCGCGUCGGUGCUCUUCUUCCUGGGGCUGACGAAGGCGGCGGGCUCGCCGAUGGCGCGAGCGCGGCGGGCGCUGCGCGGGUUCCGUCGGCUGGCGCCGCCCACCUCGCGGCUCCCGCUCCCCUUCGAGCUGCUGGCCGCGCUGGUAAACUACCUCGUGAGCGUCUCGAAGCUCGAGGCGGCGCUCGUGCUGUGGCUGAGCUUCGAGCUGUACUUGCGCCCAAGCGAGCCGUACCACAUCCGGGCCACCGACUUGGUUCGCCCGGCUCGCGGCCGCCUGGGGCACGACAGCUGGAGCGUGACUCUGCACGCCGCCGAGACGGAGGUGCUCUCGAAGACCGCCGAGUACGACGAGGCGCUGAAGCUGGACCUGCCGCGGCAGGAGCUGCUGGGCCCGGCGCUGGAGGCCUCCGUGACCGCGCGGCUCGGCCCCGACUGGCGGAGGCCUCGCCCCGCGGCGGCGCGCGGCGCCGCCGCGGGCGGCCGCGCGAGCGGCGCGGCCCCGGAGCCUCUGCUGUUCGCGAUCACGCAGCGCGAGGUCUCGAGCGCCCUCUCGGCCGCCGCCAAGGCCCUCGGGAUCGAGAAGUUCCUGCCCGGCCUGCACCCUUACAUGCUCAGGCACGGGGGCGCGUCUCACGACUACGGCAGCAAGGCCAGGUCCCUCGUCGACGUCCAGCGCAGAGGCCGGUGGCAGUCGUGGCAUUCGGUCCGCCGAUACGAGAAAGGCGCUCGCCUGUCGCAGGUGCUGCAGAUGGUGCCCGCUGCGAUGCAGGUGUUCAGCGGCUCCGGGCGCCUGGGACGGGCGGUCGCCGCUGAAGGGCUGCCCGUCCUGCUUUGGGACAUCUGCCUGGGCCCCGAGUAUGACCUGCUGAGCCCGCAGAAGCGUGGGCUGAUCCGGUCCUGGGUUCGAAGCGGGCUCGUAAUUGGCAUCCACAUCGGGACGCCCUGCAACACAUGGAGCCGUGCGCGGGACAUCCCGCCCGGACCGAUGCCGCUGCGAAGUGACGCUUUCCCUCUUGGCCUUCCCGACUUGAGCGUGAAAGAUCAGGCCAAGGUUGAUGCAGGCAACGUUUUCACGAUUUUCAGCGCUGGCCUCAUGCACGAGGCCAUCAGGGCCAACAUCCCAGCUAGUAAUGAGAAUCCCCAGACGAGCCGACUUUGGCUCGCCCCUCCUUUCGUCCGCCUGCUGCGCUCGUCGGCCGUCACUUUCACUAUCACGCACUUCUGUCAGUGGGGAGCGCCGUGGCGAAAAGCCACGGCUUUCGCCACAGUCAACCUCGAUAUGUGUCGCAUCGGUCGUGCGUUGUGCAAGUCGUCCAAGAGAGGAAUUUGUUCCCGCACUGGCUUGCCGCACGCCCAGCUGCAUGGAAAGAACGUGGAGCGCGUCUUUAAAACCAAGCUGGCCGAGGCUUACCCUCAGCGUUUGUGCAACGCCCUCGCCCAAGCCUAUAGUAAUGCCGUAAUAUCUCACAGGACUCGUGUUUUUGAGCGGCUGGUCCUACCAGCCAGUUGA
This is a messenger RNA of Prorocentrum cordatum, 6931 nucleotides long. Lineage: Eukaryota; Dinophyceae; Prorocentrales; Prorocentraceae. The record is from the annotation of a GenBank genome assembly.